Messenger RNA from Didymodactylos carnosus, 1467 nucleotides. The record is from the annotation of a GenBank genome assembly. NCBI's taxonomy places the organism in Eukaryota, Metazoa, Rotifera, Eurotatoria, Philodinida, Philodinidae.
AUGGUUGUGACAUGGAUAACGUUGAAUGAAGUGAAUGACUCUGCUGUGGAAUAUGGAAUUGAAACUUUUGAUAAACGUGUUAAUGGAUCAGUAAGCAUCUUUAACGAUGGUGGUAGUGAAAAACGAAAAGAAUAUGUUCACAGAGUAGUUUUACAUGAACUAACACCGGGACAAAAAUACUAUUAUCACUGUGGUAGUGACUUAGCGGGAUGGAGUUCAGUCUAUUGGUUUACAGCAAUGAGAAAUGAUUCGAAUUUUGUAGUUAGAAUGGCGAUAUAUGGCGAUAUGGGGAAAGAAAACGCACAAUCCCUUGCAAGAUUACAGGAAGAAACGCAAGCGAACCAUUUUGAUCUGAUUUUACAUGUGGGUGAUAUGGCAUAUGAUAUGAAUAUUGAUAAUGGACGUUAUGGUGAUCAAUUUAUGAACGAAAUACAAUCAAUUGCUACAUACAUCCCAUAUAUGACAUGUCCAGGCAAUCAUGAAAACGUAUAUAAUUUUUCACAGUAUGUGGCGAAAUUUAGUAUGCCCGGGGCAAACAAUAAUUAUGGUGGUGAUUCUAAUCAUUUUUACAGUUUUAAUGUGGGUUCGAUGCAUGUGAUCGGUUUUUCGACUGAGUUUUAUUAUUAUCUUGAGUAUGGCUACGAACAAAUAAUGAGACAAUAUCAUUGGUUAGAAGAAGACUUAAAAGAAGCGAAUAAACCAGAAAAUCGUUUACGAUGGCCAUGGAUUUUAGUAAUGGGUCAUAGACCAAUGUACUGUUCGAAUAAUGAUGAUGAUGAAUGUUUGAACAAUGGAGGCUAUAUUUAUGUGAAAUUUUGGGCACACGAGCAUAGUUAUGAACGCCUGUGGCCAGUUUAUGAUAACAAGAUUUACAACGGCACAGAUGGUGCCUAUAUUGAUCCUGGAGCUCCAGUUCACAUUAUAACCGGCUCAGCUGGUUGUCCUGAACGUCAUGAUCCAUUUGGUCCUCCUCGAAAUUGGACUGCUUAUCGAAAUGGUGAUUAUGGUUUUACACGAAUGAAUGUUUACAAUGCUUCACAUCUUUAUCUUGAACAAGUGUCUGAUGAUCAGGGUGGUAAAGUUGUUGAUAGCGUUCGUCCUGUCAAUUGUACAAAUUGUCGUCGUUUAGUACCAAAAGAUAAAGCAAUAAAAAAGCUGAUUAUUAGAAAUAUUGUUGAGCAAGCAGCUGUUAAAGAUAUUGGAGAAGCAAGUGUUUAUCAAAAAUAUAUAUUGCCAAAAUUAUAUUAUAAAUUACAUUAUUGUGUAUCUUGUGCUAUUCACAGUAAAGUUGUUCGAAAUCGUUCAAAAGAAGCACGAAAAAUACGUCAACCAUUAUUACGUCCAACUGGUAUGAAACCAAAUAUGACCGGUGGUGGUGGUGGAGGACAAAUGGCGGGCUCUGGUGGACAACGAGGUGGAAAUCAGGCAGCACAACAACCGGCUACCAUUCCAGUCGCAAGAAGUUAA